Messenger RNA from Dromiciops gliroides (monito del monte), 2247 nucleotides. Its product is annotated as disintegrin and metalloproteinase domain-containing protein 20-like. Gene Ontology annotation, biological process: male gonad development; proteolysis. Bases 1 to 2247 code for a protein of 748 amino acids. The transcript has a single exon. Gene Ontology annotation, cellular component: plasma membrane; external side of plasma membrane; sperm head plasma membrane. The record is from RefSeq and is a predicted model, not a curated record. Gene Ontology annotation, molecular function: metalloendopeptidase activity. NCBI's taxonomy places the organism in Eukaryota, Metazoa, Chordata, Mammalia, Microbiotheria, Microbiotheriidae.
AUGGGGGCCUCUGUGACCAGGGCCGGGCUCCUCCUGGCACUAGAACUAGCCCUCCUGGAUCCGGCAGGCUGCCUCCAGCACCGUCCUGGCUGGCGCUUCUCCUCUUUCGAAGUGGUGAUUCCCCGCCAGCUAAGCAGUCGAAAAGCCCUCCGAAGAUUGAGCAGCACCCUCUCUGAUGUGCCCGGGCGGCUCUCCUACUCGCUGCGCUUUGGUGGCAAGAGGUACGUGAUCCAUAUGCGGGUCAAGAAGUUCCUGUUGCCCAGACACCUCCCGGUCCUAGUGGACAAUAAGCAAGGAGCUCCCCAAGAGGAGUAUCCGUAUAUCCCGAAUGACUGUUACUACCAUGGCUACUUGGAAGGAAUCCCCGCAUCCAUGGCUGUCUUGAAUACCUGCCAAGGCGGUCUCCGAGGGACUCUGCAUUUCGAUGACUUCACCUAUGAAAUCGAGCCUCUCCACAGUUCUACCCAGUUUGAACACGUGCUAUCCCAACUCGUGCCGGAAGAAGGGGAGGCUGGGCAGGGUCUCUUUCGCUGCAGUUUAACCAAUGACAAAAUCGAGGAACAGCUUUCCAACUCGGAGAUUGGUCUUCGUCCUCGAGCAGGUCCCUAUAGCCAUUGGUGGCCACAUAUCCGUUAUUUGAAAAUUGCGAUUUGCGUUAGCAACUCUAGAGUGCAAACUCAUAACAGGAAUCUCACUAUUCACACUGAGCAAAUGGUGACUUUGACCCAUAUAGUUGAUUCCAUUUAUAAGCAAUUUCGGGUUUUUACAGUUCUGGUUUUUCUAUAUCUUUGGCAAUACUCGGAUAAAGUACCACUAGUGGGUUCUUCAUCUGAAAUAGCAGAACAUUAUGGAUUAUGGAAAAAUUUAGUGCUCUCUCACAACUUUCCGCACGAUACUUCGGCCCUCAUUACUGGAAACAAGGCAGGGGAAACUGGUUAUGCUGCUUUUCCAAACUCAAUCUGCAAUGGCAACUGGGCAGCAAUACUAUUGUGGCUUCAGGAUGAUAGGGUAUUUUAUUAUUCAGUAAUCUUGGCACAUUAUAUAGGUCACAACUUAGGCCUGCCUCAUGAUCAGACUUACUGUCAUUGUAUCGGAAGGUCACACUGUCUUAUGGAAGACCAGCCAGUCUUUUCUGAUUCUCUCAGUAAUUGCAGUUAUGGACGGUUUUUUGAUUUAGUUAAUUAUUGGGAUCAAUGUUUAAACAAAGCUCCAAAGAUAUAUGAUAAUUAUGCUUAUUCAUUUCGACUUUGUGGUAACAAGAAAAUAGACUUCACGGAACAGUGUGACUGUGGUUCGAUUAAAGAAUGUUUAGCUGAUCCAUGUUGUGACCUGAGGUGUGAGCGGACCCCUGGUUCUGUAUGUAGUUUUGGAGCAUGCUGUGAAGACUGUCAAUUUAGUACUAUAGGCUUGCUUUGUCGACGUGCAGAGAGCACCUGUGACCUUCCAGAGUUCUGCAAUGGAAGUGGAGCCUUCUGCCCUGUGGAUACCUAUGUUCAAGACGGAACACCAUGUACUCCAAACGCCAUUUGUUAUGCAGGGAAUUGUACUGACCGAAACAUACAAUGCAGAGAAAUGUUUGGUUAUGAUGGAAUUGAAAAGGCAAAUGACGCAUGUUAUGAACAGUUAAAUAUAAAAGGAGAUAGAUUUGGAAACUGUGGAGCUGAGCCUGAAAGGAACAAUGAUUCUAGUGGAGCAAAAGAAAUAAAAUAUAUUACUGUGCCAUGUCGACAAUCAACUGUCUUGUGUGGAAGGCUGCAAUGUGAAGGUUUGAAGAGAGUGCCAAGAUUAAAUGAGCAUAUUACAAUUCACCAAUUAGUAGUAAAGAAGAAUAAAGAGGAUUAUGUCUGUUUUGGGACAGAUUAUCACUUUGGGACCGGGUGGGUAGAUUUUGGAAUGGUGUGGGAUGGGUCAAAGUGUACCAAAACCACAAUGUGCUUGAAUCAGAUGUGUGUUCCUAUAGCUCAGUUGCAUUUUGACUGUAGUCCUGAAAAGUGUAAUUAUAGAGGUGUUUGCAACAACAAUAGGAAUUGUCAUUGCCAGUAUGGCUGGUCUCCACCAUUUUGUACUCUGUUGGGUUAUGGUGGAAGUUUAGACAGUGGACCAACUGAAAAUGAUGACACUGAUUAUGUCCUUUUCGCAAUUUUGAUUUUUAUCCUUAUUCGCAUAAUUUUUUUCAUGCUGUCAUUCAGCUUUGCAGUUAUCACAUAUAUCCGAAGAACUAAGAAAAGUACCACCACAGGCUUUUAG